UUAUCCAUAUCCAUACAGACGAUACAGACCGUACCACAUUACUACCACCUCAUUCUCAUAUCUCAUUUUCGUCACUCGUAUUUGCGGGUGUAAGCGAGUGUUUUGUCGUUUUAUAUUUUUUUUUAUAUACAUGCACAACGAUCUACUAAUAGUAUGAUUAAUAACAAUCGGCAGGCUGUAAAAACAGCCAAUAUAAUUUUAAGAGUUUUACAACUGUGAUUGUAAAAAAUAACGUGAUGAAUUUUUAAGGGACAUCUUGUUGAACGUAAAAAUUUUUAAUUAUAUUUAGCUAUCUAUUAUAAUCAUUAUAUAUGUACAAAAGUCAUAUGUAUGUAUAUUAUAAAUAUUUGUUUUAAAAUGUACAAUUAUUAUAUAAAAGUUGUUUUAAAAAUUUUAUUAGUUAAUACUAUUAUUGUGAAAUACGUAAACACUACAGCAAUUAAACAAAAUGAUCCGUACGAUAGUUAUAUAAUAGACGAGGGGUUAUAUGACGCUAAUGAUAGUGUUAUCGUUUUAAAUGUAACUACCUUAAAAAGUUCGAUAUAUGAGAGCAAAAAAGCUUGGACUGUAGAAUUUUAUAACAGUUGGUGUGGUCAUUGUCGAAGAUUUGCUCCAGUGUGGAAAUCUUUGGCUAAUGGGAUUGUUGGAUGGAAAGAUAUAAUUGAAGUGGCAGCUAUAAAUUGUGCUAAUGACGAUAAUAAUCCAGUAUGUCGAGAAUAUAAAGUCAUGUACUAUCCAACAAUACGAUAUUUUUCUCCAAAUACCAAGCCAGAUUCGCUUGGUAAUGAUGUAGACCAAGGUGACACCGAAGAAACAAUGCGUCAUAAUAUUAUUAAAAAUUUGCAAAAAGAUCAAAUCAGUGGAAUAGGUCUUUCAUGGCCGAAUCUUGCACCGUAUAGGAGUUCCGAGUUACAAGACAUAUGGACAGGAGUUCCUGAAGCGAUUCAGUUCAAAUUUUACUUUUUUGAAGAUAAUUCCUUUAUAGGAACAGAAAUUAUAUUAGAUUUACAUAAUAUAACAACUAUUCAAAUACGUCGUGUAACUGCUGACAAUCAAUGGCUUUGUAUGAUGUUUAAAGUAACAAAUUUUCCAGCAUUAUUUGGUUUCGAUCGACAUUCCACACAGACUUCUUUAAAGAUAUCAGUUCCUACUAGAAUUGGUGUAUUAGACGAAAUUAAAAAAUUUUUAAAAUCCAAGGGAUUAGUAAUAGAUAGUAAACCAAUAAAUAGUUCACCAAUACAAGUUAAAGGUGAAAUUUCAAAAAAAAAUAAAACAUACAAUUCAUUUAAAUUAAAUGGAGAUUAUCUUUAUCAAUCCGAUUUAGAAUCUGCAUUGCGUUAUUCCUUAGAACGAGAAAUUCCAUUAAUCAAAACCAUUGAUGAUGUAAAAAUCGAAUCAUUAAAAGAAUAUUUAAGAGUUCUAGCUUUAUAUUUUCCCUUAAAACAUAGAAAUUCUGCAUAUUUACCACGAAUAAGAGAUAUUAUUGAAAAUAAAACAACAAUUGAUGGCAAAGACUUUAGAGAAUUGGUAAAAUCAACCGAACAAAAAUUAUCGCCAGUUUAUACGUCAAAAAAACAGUGGGUUGGUUGCAGAAGUAGUAGUACUUCUACAUUACGUGGGUAUCCUUGUGGUGUUUGGAUGAUGUGGCAUACACUUACGGUUAAUUAUGCUAUAGAAAAUGGAAAAAGUAUGUCUGUUGAUAAAUCUAAAUGGAUUUUGACGACAAUGCAUGGUUAUAUAAAAAACUUUUUUGGUUGUUCCGAUUGCGCUGAACAUUUUAUAAGUAUGGCAGAAGAAUUAAAAUUAUUCGAUAUCGAUAAUGCAGAUGAUGCUGUAUUAUGGCUUUGGAAAGCACAUAAUCAAGUAAAUUCAAGACUUGCUGGUGACUUUACUGAAGAUCCAGAAUUCCCAAAAAUACAGUAUCCUUCAAAAGAAAAUUGUCAAAAAUGUAGAAAUGAUGAUGAUUCAUGGAACCAGGUCCAAGUAUUGGAUUAUUUGAAAAAAAAAUAUUCGUAUUCUAGUAUUCAGCAUAAUAAUUCAAAUAUAUUACAAUUACGUUUUGAUAAUAAUGAAUUCAUUCGUGAAAAAAACAUGACUGAUCAACAAAGAAUUGGAUGGGACUUUACAAUUUUUGAUAUCAGUAUAUGCGUGAUUAUUUAUGUUAUAUCAGCAACAAUGCUUGUGCUUGUUUGUAUUAAGUUUGUUGUCAAGCGUUCUUCCAAGAAAAAAUUACAGAUACAAAAUCUACUCGGAAGAGUAUGAGUGUGAUAAGCAAAUUAAAAAAUUUUUUUUUACCAUUCUUAUCCCACUUUAUAUAAACGAAAAGAUUUUUUAAUUUAAUGGUUGAUUAAUAUUCAUGACUUUAUU
Microplitis mediator is the source of this 2367-nucleotide messenger RNA. It is a transcript of the gene Qsox1, whose product is annotated as sulfhydryl oxidase 2. Bases 331 to 2262 code for a protein of 643 amino acids. Gene Ontology annotation, cellular component: Golgi membrane. Gene Ontology annotation, biological process: protein folding. Lineage: Eukaryota; Metazoa; Arthropoda; Insecta; Hymenoptera; Braconidae. The record is from RefSeq and is a predicted model, not a curated record. The transcript has 3 exons. Gene Ontology annotation, molecular function: flavin-dependent sulfhydryl oxidase activity; protein disulfide isomerase activity.